This is a messenger RNA of Perca fluviatilis (European perch), 2471 nucleotides long. RefSeq names its product chromosome 1 C22orf23 homolog (gene c1h22orf23). NCBI's taxonomy places the organism in Eukaryota, Metazoa, Chordata, Actinopteri, Perciformes, Percidae. The transcript has 7 exons. The coding region runs from base 758 to 1471 and encodes 237 amino acids. The record is from RefSeq and is a predicted model, not a curated record.
UAAUAAAGUAGCAAGGGAAAUAAAUAGUGUUAAAUAAUUUUUUUACAUUUGUUGUGACAUCACUGUAGCUCCAGUUUAAAAGACCUUGGAUAACCAAAGUGCUAGAAUAGUUAACAAUUGUACAUUGAGAAAAUCUGCUUAGCUGAGAACAAAAUUGACAAAAUUGAUAGUUCAACUGUAAACAAAAGGAUCAUCUACCCCUGAUUGACACAGUAGUGUAAGGGGAUGCAAUAGUAAUUGUUUUUGUUUUAUUGGUUCUGAUUUGCUCCAAAGAAUUUUGCUCUAAAGAUUUUUUUUUCUUUAUUUAUACAUAGGUAGGGAGAGGCCCAUAAUAAAAAACACCUUUUCUUCCACGGCAGUAUAAGGGAAAUGAUAGGUUAGGUUAUUGCGUGAGAAUUUUCUUCUGCUCUUUUGGCCGUAAGAAUCCAGGUGUCAAGCCUGGGGAUUCUGUGGGGAUAACAACUUCAGGAGGAAGGAUUGGCAAAUAGACGGUGACAGAGACCAUCGCGAUCGUUCCAGUGACACAGGGCAGUGAAAGGUUCCAGGGAGAGCCAGCUGGAUACACGCAUCACUACAAAAGGUUCCAGAUGAGGAGAAGAGGACAGGUUUUUCUACAACCUGCAACAAGUGACGAGCAGAUCCUCUGCUGAGUCACCCACGUGCCAUUUCUGAAGCGACAGGGAAAACUGGAGUUUUUCUCACUGUUUGCAACACAUUGAGAGAGGAGGAAAAACCAGAAGCUACAUACUGGUUGCAGAUGGAGACCUCACGGAGUAGAGAUGGCAGAGGACUGUGGAACAACCCCGGAGCCACCCAGUACAGCAAGGAGACCCAGGAUCUGCUGAGAUUAAUGAUGCAGGAAUCAAAACUCACCAACCUCCAAAGAAAAAAGAUCAACGAAUGCCUCAAGAAUGGAGCUGCUCUACCACUGACCUCUGAGUCCACAUCACCAGCUUCUGCCCCUCAGCCUAAAAGCAGUAAAUCUGUUCAGAAACGUCUGCCAGGCAAUCCUCAGAGACGCAGCGCUGAAUCUUGUCGCUCUGGGAACAGCUACGUCAGAGAAAAGUUCCGUCCUGGUCCUAUAAGGGACUCGGAGAAAGAGAAGAGGAGGCUUCAGAACAUAUUGGCAACGGGAAAAGAAGAGCCAACAGUUGCAGCUUUCCAAAAUGUUCGUGCAUGUCGGAACCUAGAAGUGGCAGAGCAGAAAGACGAGUAUCAGGAAGUUCUGGAUGAGAUAGAGGAGAGAAGACAGUUUCUGGCAGAUAUGACCUCUCUGGGUCUGGAGAAGCAGUACAUCAACAUCAUCACCACUGAGAUAUCCCAGAGGAUUCGAGAACUGCAGGUGUUGGACAAGGCCCGCAGUCCCAACAAGGAUGAAAUGAUGUCUGAGAGGAAAGGGGAGACUGCAGAACAGAUGACAGAAACAAUGGAUUUGAAAGAGACCGUAGGAGAGAAGACUCACUGCCACUGACUGAGCACUUGGAAAUGACUUGGAAAUCAGGUGCAAGCAAUAUAACCUCAAAUUCAGAUUAUAAAUGAGUCGAGUUAAGUGCGACAUAAUGAAUUUGGUAGUAAUGUCUGGAAAGAGGUUUCAGCUGACCCGCUGCACAGCAGUGAAGACACAACUGUGACAUCAGGAUGUGAAAGCAUUAAACUUACAAGAAACAUGAACUACUUUCAUUGAGUUAUUUUAUUCCUCUGCCUUCCAGUGUCAGUUUUUUUUCUUAUAAUCCUGCUGCUGUUUUAGGACAAUGUAUAGCUGACAGAUGUGGUGCUACAGAAGCCCUUGGUUCCAGCUGGACAGGAAGACAGGCACAUAGCAGAAACAGAGAUUACAGAUAGACAAUCUAACUGACAGAACAGGAACAGAAUGAGUAAACAUACUGACAUUUACAUAAGCUCAAAUGACGCUCAUCCACGCAUGCAAUUAAAUAAAUGGCACUCGUACAAACAUUAACACAUUACUUUCCUAUCCACUUUUAAGGCAAAACAUGGAAACAUACAGAAAGGCAUAGUAAAAUAUAAAUUAAUGAUUGCAUAUUGAGGUUUUCCUCAAUGGUUAAAACAGUUAUAAGCUGGUGCUUCGCUACAUUUGUCAAAAAACUAUCUGCCUUUUCAAAUAUUCAUUAUAACAUGUGUGACCUUUCAUAUUAAUACACUUUCUGACAUCUGCAGAAUGCUUUCUACAAGGCUCUCCUGUAGACCUCACAUUUUCUAAAUCAAUCUGAUUUUAAGUCUCCCACUUUGUUUCCAGUCACACACACACACAUUAAUACUGUUUAUCCACGUCUUUGAUGAUAUGCAUUUACAUAAAUGACACCAUCACAAAACUGUCCCAGAAGAAACUAAACAAGGAAACCACAGACGAUCAUAACAUAGCAGCUAGAAAAACUUAGGUAUCCAUUGUCAAUAGAGCAUUUCAAGGGUAGAUGUUGCAAGAUUUAAAGCAGAGCUCAUAAAAAAAAAAAAAA